Molecule: messenger RNA, 8280 nt
Organism: Grus americana (Whooping crane)
Lineage: Eukaryota; Metazoa; Chordata; Aves; Gruiformes; Gruidae
Gene: NDUFAF4
Product: NADH:ubiquinone oxidoreductase complex assembly factor 4
Exons: 3
Coding region: 50-571 (173 amino acids)
Biological process (GO): mitochondrial respiratory chain complex I assembly
Cellular component (GO): mitochondrion
Source: RefSeq, a predicted model, not a curated record
CGCAUGCGCGGCGCGGGUGGUGGCGGCCGUGGUGGUGUUGGCGGCGGCGAUGGGCGGGCGGCUGGCCCGCGUGUUCCGGACUUUCAACGUGGAGAGCCGGGCCCGCCGCGAGAUCAGCAAGGAGAAGCCCACGCCCGCGCCGCGACACCCCACUUCUCGGCAAGACGAGCUGGCUGACCACCCAGAGAUACAAGAAGAAAUUCACAGAAAGGACGAUAGGCUCCUCACCUUGUUAAAAGAUGUUUAUGUCGAGUCCAGAGAUUCACCUGUGCGGGUAAAAGAUGGAGGUGGUGAACAUCUUCCAUGUAAACAGGAGGAAAAGAGACUUACAAAACUAGGACACAUGGGAGAUCUAGAUGUUCAGAAAGUUCCCAAAGGCAAAAUUUCCAUUGUGGAGGCUCUGACUGUUCUUAAUAAUCAUAAACUUCAUCCUCAAAUAUGGACUGCAGAGAAAAUAGCAGUGGAAUACAGUCUGGAACUGAAGGAAGUCAACUCUCUGCUGGAAUUCUUCAUUCCUUUUGCUGUGCAGGAAUUUCCUAAAGAAACCAAAAAAGCUAUAAAACCAACAUAAAAAUAAUUACCAAAACCUUGUGUGAUCUCACUCGUGUCUUAAUUUUACUUUUGAGUAUAUUCAGUGUCUGAAAAGAGUUGGUAACGUGUCACCCGACAGGGUUGCUUUCUUAUACCAGUAAGAUGUAUUCAAGCAAUUCUAUAUCUGAUGGCUUCAGUUAAAUGCAGCAGUUACAGGAUACAGUUUGUAAACCAGACUGUAACAACUAAGUUCAGCAUGUCACGUGAUUCUGAUUAUCCCACUCAUAUGUUAUGGGUUUUAUUAAAACAUGUAGGUUCUAGUGAGAACUGUACCUUAACUGACUGCCUGCCUUAGCAGAGACAUCCUGGCCUUCAGCUAAAUCACUGUUCUUCGUGUAUUAGCUCUGUCGUUUCACGUUACUCUGUUCUUUCAAGGACUUGCUGUCCAGGUGUGUGUAUAUGCAAACAGCUGUAUUUCUUCUGUAUAAGAAUGAGGUAAUAUUUAUACUUUGUAAAGAACGUUAACCGCAAGAUCAUUUGGGAAAUUGAGCUGUGUCAGACUUAAAAUAAAAAGAAGAUGAAUAGCAAAAAGGCCUCUUUCUGAUGCUGGAACAGUAAUGGCUGAUGUGUAAUUCCUCUUCCACUCUAUUCUGCUUUAGCUUAAGUAUCUAUACCUCCCCUGGUACUGUCUGUCAGUAACUUUGUAAAGAGUGAUGAUCUUCUGGCAUCAGUCUCCUGCAGCAGUCUCUGACACCUAUGGUAGGAGAAAUAAUGGUUCAUAUUAUAAUUAAUAGGUAGCUAACAAAUGCAGCGCUAUAUACUAAUUGAACCCGCUAGCAGGUCUUCUGUCAGUGUCUGCCUGUCCUGUUACAACAGCCAUUUUCCCCAUGGAGGCCUUGUCUGCCAUAUCCAAAUGUGGGCUUAGAUCAGGUCAUGUUCAUUGACAGUAAGUCGUCCACGUAGUACCAGAUUGAAGAUGAACAGCAUCCUUUCCAGUUGUUAGUAGGGGAUGUUGCAAACUAUGAGGAGGUAACUCUGGAUUGUAACCUUCCUGAUACUGUAACUAUUCAGGUGUGUGUAGGUGAGAAGUUUUGCACUGAUGAUUAAUACUGUAGUGAAAACUGGUUCAUGUUUUCCAGAUGAGCUGGGGAGGGGGUGGGGACUAAUCAGAAUUAAUAUUUAAAAAUGCAUUAUGGUUGCCUUUAUUUAAAAAAAAAUGUUAAUUUUAUGCAGUGCCAACAUUCCUAGUGCCCAUCACCAAAGAAGUUGAAUUUAUUAAGGAUGAAUGUCACUACCAGGCCUACAAUGUAACUUUCAUUUUAAGAACUUUUCUGCCAGGUCUUAAAUUUCAGACUCUGGUAAAUAUCUUACCAAGGAGAUCAUCAACUUUGCUAUUUCACAGCAAGAUUCUUUCCACUUCUCUCUCACAUGGAACAAGGUAUUUACAGAACAGUUUGCUACAGUAUAUUCAGGGUUUUGCUGGAUUUAUUUCUGAAGUACAUAACACUGUACUCAGUACAGUGUCAUCAGUGGAAGAUGACAACUAAGUGCUUUAUAUAAAAAUUCAAAAAUGUUAGUCUUUGGAUGUAUGGAUUGGGAAUAGGCUUGUCAUUCUUCCUAUAAUGUCACGGGUACAGAGCUGCACUCUGAAACUAAUGCAUCUGAGUGAUGUACCAUGUUAAGAUUUUUUUGUUUUCCACAAAAUACUCUGUUUUAUAGAAUGUUGUAACAGAAGUACUUUAUUGUUUGAGUACUGUUCCUCCCAAUGUAAUAUUUAAGGUAGUAUUCAGAAAACAGCUGUGGAAUGCAUUUGGUACAGGUACUGUUAUUUUUAUUGCAGAUGCUGUGAUUUCCUUCUUUAAAAACGAAUCUUUAAUUAGGUAUUGGAGUUGAUUAAAAACUCACUUUACAAUCAGCACCAGACAACAGCUCAACCAUGCUCCUUGAUUAACUUGGUAUGCAUUGUGGCUUCUUUUGUCUGCCUUUGUGAACUGUCUUGAGAUGUGGCUACACCAUUGCCGUACCCCGUUUCACGCAGAAAGUCCCUGGAGGCAUUGUGGCAUACUACUGCCUGGCUUACGCUCUUCAGCAGGCAUGUGCUUUGGGAUGUUUGGUGCUCAUCGUGUUCAGUGCUCCAGCCAUACCUGUCCAUCAGUGAGAUGAUUGGAAAGCUAUCCCUGGUUUCUCUGGAGCCAGGAUCUUGUCCUCAGAAUAUAUUGUCCAUGGUGGGGAACCAGGUGGGUCCCACAGCAGAGGUGGGUCAGGGAUCCAUCUCCCUGGAAGCAGGUGAACUCCUGGUGGCCCAGAAGGCUUCUCUGGAGCAGGGAACUUCUCUGGCACAGCACAUUCGCUUCAGGAAAAUGAGACGCAAUGUGGUUUACUGUUGGCAUGCAGAUUCUUCUGCUGAUGGUCACCUGCCCCACCUGCUGGGCAAUGUCAAACCAGCAUUGUGCAGGCAUUGCUGAUGGUAUGGGAUCAUGUAAAAUCUGUACCUUUAUCUAUCCAAAUUAUCCAUAAUCUGAAUUUUUAGCUUUCACUGUCUCUUCAGACAUGGAGUGUUUCACUUGCCCAAAGCUCACAAGAAGACCCAGGAGCAUGGAUCUUUGCUCUGGUGGGAAAGUCUGUCCCUAUGAAGCACUCUCAACGCUACCAUCUUGCCCUGUGUAGGCUACUGACCACAGCCAGCCACAAGGUCCUUGGCAGGUGUGUGCUUAAGCUGCAUUCAAGUGAGUACAUGUUUGAAGAUACUGCGGUCUUUGGGGUUGGUACCUGGGACAAGAGUAUUCUCACUGUUGCAUCUUUUCUAGAAGUGCUUAUUUCCCUUCUUCCAGUUUCAGGGGACUCUUUACUCAUCAGUUAUCUUGCCUGCUUACCAGUUUCUAGUUUUGAUGCAAUUUCUAAUCGGAAGAAUAAUGGUAUUUUCUUUGCAUUUUUAGAUUGGUUAAUUUGUGUCCCUUUCUGUCUCUAUCCCUUUCCCGUAGCUAUCAGCUUAAGGAAAAGGUACUCUUCAAGCAACUGUUUUGAAGAGGUAAUUAUGGGGAAUUUGUGGGAACCUGCAAUUCAGUUUUGUGGUACUCGUACGUGGAGAAUUUUUCAUGUUUCAUUGCCAUGCAUGUGGUGCACCAAAUUUAGCUCAGAUGUUUUUGGCCACCAUAUAGAAUCAUUACAUUUGGCAGGGAACAACCUGCCUCACUUAAACUGCUUUGUUCUUGCUGAAUUAAUAUAAAACAUGUGGCAACUAUAAGCUUUGGGAGCCUGUAAGGGAGUUUUUUUCAUGUCUAGUGUAAACGACACACAGUUAACAAGCUUCUUUAUAUGUGGCAUUUUUACACCAAUUUUCCAAAUGUCACUGAAUAAAGCAAGGGCUGCCUUGGGUACUGAGAUAGAGUGAGUACGCGGGGCAGGCUGAGCCACGUUUGGAAAUGAGGGUUACGUUCUUGGUGAGACAUAAAAUUAAAUUUCUUCAGGGGAGUUCCGGCACAUAUACUGAAAUACCUGGCUUGAAUUUUUCCAAAAAAUGUCUCUUGAGGGGGAGUCUAGUAGCUCACUUACCCACAUUUUCUGGGACAUACUCCCGUUCCUCUAGCCUUGUUCUAUCAUUAAAUCUAUUCCCAGCCUUCUCCAGCCAGUUGUCUCUGCUAUGAAAACGUUAUGCAGCUGCACUCUUGCUUUUUACUAGUUCACAUACAAGUGUUGGUUGUAUUCUGCUCUUUCACUAUCAACAACCUGUUUAUUUCUGCAGACCUCCCUUGCCUUCUAGGAGUAGCACAUCUGCUGAGGUAAAGAUGAGAGGACUGAGCACAUGUUUUUCUCUGCAGAACUUAUGAAUAGGACAGAUUUUCAAAAGGGAUGUAGCUUUUCAUAUAUCUUCAAAAGCUGUUCUUUUGCGAUAGGUGAAACUAAUCUUGUGCUGUCUCACCGUGUAUUAAUCGUAGCUAGGUUCUUGCAGUCUGAUGCCGAGACAGCAAGAUUGGAGUUGUGAGGCAGGAGUUUUAACUCUGCUUUCCAUGCAGGUUUGUCAGAGGGAACUUCAGUACAAAAACCAAUCUUUCUGUAGCCUUCCAGCACAGGGAACUUGUCUUUUAAGCUACCUCUUUUUACUCAGGGAGAAAAGAAAAUGAUGUUUAUAUGCAAGAGGCAUGUACUAAACUUACAAAAUGGAGUAUCUUAUUUCUGUAUUGAAAAAUGGAGUCAAACCUCAAGCAGUCAUAAAACAGGAUCAAAACAGGAAAGUUUACAAAGGCGGCUGUCUCACCUUGUUUCAUAUGAACAUCGUGGUUUCAUGUUUGAGAUACCAUGAAGCUUCACGUUCCACGGCUCUGUUCUGGAGCCCCUUUCUAACCAGGGGUUUUCUGGUCCUUCAUCAGGUGGCACCAGUGUUGAGCUGGCAGCAGGGGAGGCCUGGCAAGUGCAGGUGAGCUGCAGGUGCAAACGGACUUUGGCAUUUGAGACUGUGGAAGCUGUACACUGACUGACAUGCUGUUAACAAUCAAAACACUGUGUGUGCCUGUCAUUAUUAAAUCUGUUUCCAGCAAUCUAUGAGUCUAAUGGAUUCUGUAACCUUUCACAGUUUAGGUACUGCUGUGUUGUUAUCAGGGCUGUGCUUUCUGCUGAAAAAAACCCCACCAAAACCAUGGAUUAAUUUCUCUUAGAAACUUAAUAUUAGUUUUCUUGGUCUGAAACAGGCUUAGAUUUACAUGAGGUGACGGCAGCAUUAGGUGACAGCAGCACACCUCAUGUAGCAUGCUGGAGGGAGCGCACUGUGGGAGCUCCUGCGCCUUUGUGGGGUGGAGCGGGGUUUGAUGUGUCCGCUGCCACAGAGAGAAAAAAAACAAAUCUGCCAAGGUGGUUCUCCUGUAUCUGUUGUGCAAGAUCCCCUUUGGAUGUGCAUUACCUCCAUUGCUGAAGCUCUGUCUUUGAGAUGUUUUGGCCUCCUGAUGGGAACAGUGCUGCUGUGUUACCCAGGAGAGAAGCGACUGGGGACAGGACAGACCCCAUAAUCAUCUCCUGUAAGGAUUCCUUGCAUGGGACUGGAAACUGUAUGGUGUCUCAUAGGACUGAGGCUCUCAGGCCACUACUUUUUAGAAAGAUGAGGGAGGUGAUGGUGCGGCUGGAGGAAUACCUACUUUUGGAAUAGUUGCCCAGCGGCAGCCACAUCUGUGAGCUGGGUUCACCCAGGGAAUGAGAGAUCUCGCCGCUGCUGAGCUGCAAAUGGUGCUGGUGAAAGGCAGCCUCCCUCCUGCCAAGGGCUGUUCUGCCUGGAAGCGUGAAUAUAAAGUCACAGCUGGGAGCUCUGUUCAUGUGACAGGUCGGGGCUCUGCAGAAGGGACAACAGUGCUGGCAAUUUGGGGGCAGCUGAGAGUGCAGAGCUGGUUAUAAUUGCCUGUGUUGGCAGAGGGAAAAAGAGAUAAAGGUGGAGUCAUUUUCUCUGAACUAAAGUAUGCCCUGUUAUUAAUUGCACAGGGCUUUGUUCCCAUGAAAAUCGACACAGUGCUGUUUGUGACUCGACAUUUUGACUCUAGCCCGGCCACGUGUUGGGUAUGAAGUAGGGGCAGAGCGCCGUGAGGCCGGAUAGCCAGAGCCAUGUUGAGCUGCUGCAUGGACGGGUCUGUUGGGGGUUGUACAUUGCACACGUCACACUUGAUUGCCUGCUGUCUCCGUCUCUGAUGUUUGCAGCACAGCGCUGUAGCCUAAGAAUGCCACAGGCUUGAAGGUUAGAUCUCUCCUCUUAGAGGGGGGAUGUGGAUUUACAUCCCCCUUAAGGUAAAGUGAAAAUUGAAUGUUAGGAACGAGUCUAGCUUAGCUGUCUCCACGACCCUCAAAAGCUGGAAACUAUGGAUCUUAUUUUAGUUACAUAAUUCCUUUAUGCAUGAAUUUCCUUUAAUGGCUUUGAACUAAAAGAGGGUCGAUUUAGAUUAGAUAUAAGGAAAAAACUCUUCACUGUGAGGGUGGUGAGGCACUGGCACAGGUUGCCCAGAGAGGUUGUGGAUGCCCCAUCCCUGGAAGUGUUCAAGGCCAGGUUGGAUGGGGCUUUGGGCAACCUGGUCUAGUGGAGGGUGUCCCUGCCCAUGGCAGGGGGGUUGGAACUAGAUGGUCUUUGAGGUCCUUUCCAACCCAAACCAUUCUGUGAUUCUAUGAUUCCUUCAUGAGCACCACACGUAGCAGAGCUUGAGUCCCUCUUGGUGGGGCUGAGGUGGGGAAGCAGUAGGGGCUACAGCACGUUGGGUGCAGGAAGGGCUCACUGCUGCUCAGGGAGGGAAGCCUUGCAUGUUCCUUACCACUCCUGCCCCUGUUCCCAGCACUACAGCUCUCCUUUUGCUAGCUGAGGCAAUUGGCAGACCACUUUAUGAACCACUUUAAUUCACUAAUGUGGCAGAAAACAAAUCAAAACAGGUAUAUCUAAAACUGAGAAAGAGUCUUUACUGUUGUCAGCAUCAGUGGCUAUCCUUUGGUUGGAGCCAGCAUGUAUUCAGCUUACUUCUAUUAUCAGCCAUGUCCACUGGGGGAAACAAGUUAUCAAAAUUGGGUAUGUUUUCUUCCACAAAAUUUAGGGGCAAAAAGCUGAACAUGCAGAGGUACCAAAAUGCCUUCGUGAAUUUUUGAAAUCUGUUAUCCUCAAGUUAUUUGAUUUGGGUUGGGAAAAGUGUAUUUUAAAACCUAUUUUUUUAUAUUGUAAUAAAAUAUUUUGGCAUGGUGGUAUGAAAUGAUAUUCACUUCUAAGAACAGUUCAAACUGACUGCAAUAUUUUGGUCAGACACCAAAGAUAUCCCUUGCUUCGCCAAAUAAUAGGGAAGUUAUUUACUUAUUUAUUUGGCUUUGGUUGAUCUCAAAAAGUUUGUCCCAUCCUAGUUACUACCAUUCCCAUCCUUACCUAAAUCCAUUCCUCCCACUCCCCUUGCUACUUUGUUGAUGAGUAUCAUCUGUCAAAUUUCUAGUCCUGUUUCAUAGAUAGGCAAUUAACUGUACAGUGAGUGAGGCUAAUUUACUGUCUACCUAAAGCUACAGCGAAACUGGAAUAAAUACAAAGUAAGUGCAUGGAAUAGCAAUGAAUCAAAGCAAAGCAGGGUACUGAAGAUGUCUGUAGGAUGAAAUAAUGCCGCUCUAUUGGCUUUGCUCCUCCACAGAGGAAGAAAGUGAGAAUAAAUUUCGUACUGUGUUCUGCCUUUCUCAAUUAGCUGUCACCAGUUAAAGAUUUCCUGUGUGGGAAUGAAUUCACAGUUGUCGUCAAUUAACAAAGAAGAUAAAUUCCAUCAGCUCACUUCUGCACGUGCAAUACUUCAAUAUUAAACUUUUUUUAUACUGCAAGGUUCUCAAUGUAGGACUUUUUGAGAAAUGUAGCCAUUUUUCUUGUGAGUCUCUUAAUAGGUUGACAUUUAAUUAUGGUUUCUUAACCCUUUUGAAAGAAAUGUACUAUUUUGUACAGUUUGAAUAAAAAUUAUUUGAAUUUUAUCAUGGACAUAUAGCCGUGAUUAAAAGCUGAGAAGAUAAUACUAAAAGCAAGUCUGUUCUUUCCACAAAUAACAUAAAUACCUGUUUGUGAUAUAUAGGCUCCAUGACGUAAAUAAUUCUCUACUCUUCAGAAAGUAGUGAAACUGUAAUGUUCUGGAGACACCCUAAGGAAAACCCACAGUUUUACUGACAGAGCACUAUGGGAAACCCUUGCUGGGUUUUUAUAUUCAAAAUUUUGUGUUUUCUGUAAUUCUGCUGCUGUGGAACUUGUUACAGAAUUCACGCCUUGCUACAACAUCA